Molecule: messenger RNA, 3642 nt
Organism: Drosophila subobscura
Lineage: Eukaryota; Metazoa; Arthropoda; Insecta; Diptera; Drosophilidae
Gene: bel
Product: ATP-dependent RNA helicase bel
Exons: 3
Coding region: 429-2912 (827 amino acids)
Biological process (GO): cell differentiation; gamete generation
Cellular component (GO): nucleus; P granule
Molecular function (GO): ATP binding; RNA helicase activity; RNA binding
Source: RefSeq, a predicted model, not a curated record
GCACUAAUUCUCUAAUUUUCGCCAUUGUGUGAUUUAGACACGCGUCUGAGCAUAAAAAACGCGAAAAGUUAAUUUUCAAGCGUAGCACAAUUACAAACCGCUUGUAAUUGUCGUGGCACAAGCAGGCCAUAUAAGUUCGAAGUGAAUCGAUUUAAAACUUAAACAAAGAAACUCUGUGAGAAGUACAGACCUCAUUUGAAAUUUCACAUAAGAACGUAGUAGCUUGUGGAACGUAAGAAGUUGUCGGAAAAACUAAUGAAAAACGUAUAGACACAAAGUGCAACACAAAUACUAAAGAAAGAGAGAAACAGUUUUCCCAUAUCUUUUUUUGUCGCAAAUAGCAAGUGUGCACCCGAACAAAGCGUAACAACUGCGAAAUUUUCCUAAACGGAAAGCAAGAAAAAACAAGCAACUGAUUGGAGGAUAAUAUGAGUAAUGCUAUUAACCAAAAUGGCACAGGUCUAGAGCAGCAAGUUGCUGGUCUGGACUUGAAUGGCGGCUCAGCUGACUACAGCGGCCCCAUAACAAGCAAGACUUCCACUAACUCGGUCACCGGUGGUGUUUAUGUGCCCCCGCAUCUUCGUGGUGGUGGUGGCAACAACAACGCAGCGGAGGUAGACAGCCAGGGCCAAGGCCAGGGCUUCGAUUCGAGAGCCGCUAAUCCGCGCGCCGACAGCAGGGAACCGCAGCAGAAUCGCAGCGGUGAGUAUCGCAGAGGCGGCGGCGGCGGUGGUCGUGGCUACAAUCGCCAGAGCGGCGAGUACGGAAGUUUUGGCAGCGGCGGCGGAGGACGUCGUGGAGGAGGUAGUGGUGGUCGCUUUGAGGACAACUACAACGGUAAGUCUGCAGCUCGAAUCUUCCAGCAACAGCUUCUCAUCUCAUUUGAUCCCACCCUUUUGCUCCCAGGUGAUUUCGAUUCGCGCCGUGGAGGCGACUGGAAUCGCAGUGGUGGCGGCGGCGGACGAAGCUUCGGUGGGGAUCGGCGAGGUCCCUCGUAUCGCGGUGGUGGAGGCGGCAGUGGUACCGCCCUUGACGAACAGCCCGAUGAGGGCCAACAGCAGCCGCAGCAGCCACGCAAUGACCGCUGGCAGGAGCCAGAGCGCCCAAGUGGCUUCGAGGGCGCUGUCGAAGGCGGAGCUCCGGGAGGCGGCGGAAACAGAUCGUUUAACAAUCGCGGCGAACGCGGAGGCGGCUCUGGCUACAACAGUCGCUGGAAGGAAGGCGGAGGCGGCAACACCGACUACACAAAACUGGGAGCCAGGGACGAGCGCUUGGAGCAGGAGCUGUUCGGCGUUGGCAACACGGGCAUCAAUUUUGACAAAUACGAGGAUAUACCCGUGGAGGCGACGGGCCAGAAUGUUCCACCCAAUAUCACAACGUUCGAUGAUGUGCAGCUGACGGAGAUCAUUCGCAACAACGUGAGCCUUGCGCGUUAUGACAAACCGACACCGGUGCAGAAGCACGCCAUACCGAUCAUCAUCAGUGGACGUGAUCUGAUGGCCUGUGCCCAGACCGGGUCCGGCAAGACGGCCGCCUUCCUCGUGCCCAUCCUUAACCAGAUGUACGAGCACGGUAUGUCGGCGCCGCCGCAGAACAAUCGACAGUAUAGCCGGCGCAAGCAGUAUCCGUUGGGUCUGGUGCUGGCACCGACCCGCGAGCUGGCUACCCAGAUCUUUGAGGAGGCCAAGAAGUUCGCCUACCGUUCUCGUAUGCGUCCGGCCGUACUCUAUGGCGGAAACAACACCAGCGAGCAGAUGCGCGAGCUGGACCGGGGAUGCCAUUUGAUUGUGGCCACUCCGGGCCGAUUGGAGGACAUGAUUACGCGCGGCAAGGUGGGUCUGGAAAACAUUCGCUUCCUGGUGCUGGACGAGGCCGAUCGCAUGUUGGACAUGGGCUUCGAGCCGCAGAUUCGUCGCAUCGUGGAGCAGCUAAAUAUGCCACCCACUGGCCAGCGUCAGACGCUUAUGUUCUCGGCCACAUUCCCAAAGCAGAUUCAGGAACUGGCGAGCGAUUUUCUCAGCAACUACAUUUUCCUCGCCGUGGGCCGCGUGGGCUCCACGUCCGAGAAUAUUACUCAGACCAUUCUCUGGGUCUACGAGCAGGACAAGCGCUCGUAUCUGCUCGAUCUACUCUCGUCCAUUCGCGAUGGACCCGAAUACAGCAAGGAACACCUGACGCUCAUUUUCGUGGAGACAAAGAAGGGAGCGGACUCGCUGGAGGAGUUCCUCUAUCAGUGCAGCCAUCCGGUGACCAGCAUCCAUGGCGACCGCACCCAGAAGGAGCGCGAGGAGGCCUUGCGCUGCUUCCGCUCCGGCGAUUGCCCGAUUCUGGUGGCCACAGCUGUGGCUGCUCGUGGUCUGGACAUUCCACAUGUUAAGCAUGUCAUCAACUUUGAUCUGCCCUCGGAUGUGGAGGAGUAUGUCCAUCGCAUUGGUCGUACCGGCCGUAUGGGCAACCUCGGCGUGGCCACGUCCUUCUUCAACGAAAAGAAUCGCAACAUUUGCUCGGAUCUGCUGGAGCUGCUGAUCGAGACGAAGCAGGAGAUUCCCAACUUCCUGGAGGAUCUGAUGAGUUCGGAUCGUGGACACGGCGGAGCUAAGCGUCGUGGAGGUCCGGGCGCACGCUACGGCGGCUCUGGCUUUGGCUCUCGCGAUUACCGCCAGGGCUCUGGCGGCGGCGGUGGCAGUCGAGGCGGCAGUGGCCCCCCUCCCCGCAGCAGUGGCGCAGGAGGUGCCGGCGGCGGCGGAAGCUUCCGCAGCAAUGGAAACUCGUAUGGAGGCAACUCUGGUGGUGGCGGAUACUACGGCAGCAGCGGCGGUGGUGGCGGAUCCUAUGGCGGCUCGUACAGCGGAGGAGGAGGCGCCGCUGCCUCGCACUCAGGCAACGGUCCGGAUUGGUGGGGGGCUCAAUGAGAAAGGCCUCAUCCGCAGGGCCAGGGGUACCAACGGGCUGUGUACGCCACGCCGAGGGAGCAGCAGCAGCAGCAGCAGUCGCAGCAGCAACAGCAGUCGCAGUCGCACUCGCAUCAUAGCAACUUUCGCAAUUAACUAAAGAGAACUAAAGAGAAGAGAUCAGUUGGUCGUCAGUCGAUAGCAGCUAUAUAUUAUGUACACACACAUACAUAUAUUAUAUAGGAACAGCAAAUGUGAAGAGGAUCUGUCUGUGCGCAGCGCAACACACACGAAAAACAGCAAAACACACACAUAAACACACGGACACACAGAAAUAAGAUCUAGACCAUCCUCAUAUAUCAUUUAUCAGCUAUCCCAGCAUGUCCAACCACAAUCACACCAAUAACCCAAACCCAAACCCAUACCCAAUAGAAGCAAAAAUAAUAAAUAGUAAACAAAUCAAAUAAAAAUAAAGUAUGUUAUUCAUGUAACGAGAGAGAGAGAGAGAGAGCGUACACUCAGGCCCAUCCAUGCCCCAACAACAAUUUCUAAUUCAUUGAAGCGAAGAAGGAAGGAUUUACACACACACACACACAUAUUACAAAUAUGAUAAACACCACAAUAUAAGAAAUAUUUAAGCAACUGAUACAAUUUUGAAUUUUUGUCCAUAAGUUAUACUUCUCACACAUCAUUUCUCUUGGAAUUUUCAAAUACAAAUAUAUAUGAAUCAAUAUAUAUAUAUACAUACACA